CUGUCACCGACUCCACCUCGGCCAACAAAUCAAAAACACGCAUUGUUUACGAGACUCAAGUUUCGAAGUAAGUUCAUCGUCUUCUACCCUGUUCGCUGACACUUUCGCGUCUGAAAGUUGAAGGCCCCCUUUUCCUAUUAUCAAAUUCAUCGAUUUUUCUUAAAAAGAUCGAAGGAUCAAAAAAUCCACAUCCCGUUUGCUGCCUUGCGCUUAAAAUUACACCUUUGUGUUCUUCAAUUUUUUCAAAUCAGUUGUUUUUCCAUCUGGGUAUUGGAUAAAAUGGGUGAUAUGAAAGACAAAAUGAAAGGUUUCAUGAAAAAGUUCAACAAUUCCUUGUCGUCAUCUUCCUCUCCUGGUAAAUUCAAAGGGCAAGGAAGGGUUUUGGGUUCAUCGUCUUCUUCAAAUCCCUCCGGUCAGGUAAAUUCAAACCCUAAUCGGCCAACAACCACUAUCCAGGACCCAAAACCGAUCCCUCCCCCUCGACCCUCUCCAUCAACAUCAAAUAUUUCUCCUAAAACACCCGCAAUUUCCGAACAGCCUACAAAGUCAACAGAUGGGUUCGAUCCAUUUGAUUCGUUGAUCACAACCGGUAAGAGAAACAAAAACGGGUACGAUUUGAAAGUGUUCGAAUGCCCAGUUUGUGGCCGAGCAUUCGGAUCUGAAGAAGAGGUUUCCGAUCACGUCGAGAGCUGUUUGUCUAAAAACGAAGCAGAAUCGCAAUCAACCACCGAUAAUCCCCAAGAAAAAGACGAAACACGAAGUGAAUUGGAAGUUUGUGUUAGUACAUAUCUUUCUGGGAAACCAUCGGAUGCGUCAGUUGAGAUUGUGCUCAAGCUGUUAAAGAACAUAGUUCGAGAGCCUGAGAAUGUUAAGUUUAGGAGAAUUAGAUUAGGGAAUCCGAAGAUUAAGGAAGCCAUUGCUGAUGUUCCUGGAGGUUUAGACUUACUGGAAUGUGUUGGAUUUGAACUGAAAGAGGAAAGUGAAGAGAUGUGGGCAACAAUGGAAGCUGCAAGUAAUGAGAAAAUUAAGCUAAUCAAACAAACUGUUUAUUUGUUGGAACCACAAAAGAUUGAAACUUUAACAUCAACAGCAGCACAGACGAAGGUGGUGGAGCCUGAGGAAGUGAAAACAGUCGAGAGACAGAUUAGGGUGUUCUUUUCUGUGUCUGAAAGUGUAGCUGCAAAGAUAGAACUUCCAGAUUCUUUCUAUAAACUCUCAAUUGAAGAAGUGAGAAAAGAAGCCGAAUUGAGAAGAAAAAAGCUUGCAGAAUCUCAACUUUUAGUACCAAAAUCAUUCAAGGAAAAACAAGCAAAAGCUGCAAGAAAAAGACACCAAAAAACUCUCAUCCGAAUACAGUUUCCUGAUGGAGUAGUGCUUCAAGCAUUUUUUAAUCCUAAAGAGCCGACUUCCUCUCUUUAUGAGUUUGUGAGUUCAUCAUUGAAAGAUCCAAGUUUGGAAUUUGAAUUAUUACAUCCGGUUUUAAUCAAAAGACGUGUGAUUCCAAACAUUGGAGAGAAAGUUAUAACACUUGAAGAAGAAGAUUUAGUUCCAUCUGCUUUGAUCAAGUUUAGACCUAAAGAAACCGAUUCAGUUGUUUUUACGGGUCUUUGUAAUGAGCUUUUAGAAAUCAUGGAACCUCUCGUGUCGGAAUCAGCAGUUGCUUCUUCUCAAUAACCAUGGAAUUGGAUUCAUUUUCAUGUUGCAUAUAGAUUUUAUGGUCUUUGCUUAGGAUUUAAAGGAUUCUUUUUUAUAUAUUUUUUUUAGUUCUUGAUACAAUUAUAUUGGGAAUGGUUGGUUGAUUGUUUUUACUUCUUUAUUUCUGAAUAAGUUGUUUGAUGUUUAUAUGAAUUUAAUGCUUAUUGUUA
This is a messenger RNA of Lactuca sativa (garden lettuce), 1865 nucleotides long. It is a transcript of the gene PUX2, whose product is annotated as plant UBX domain-containing protein 2. The record is from RefSeq and is a predicted model, not a curated record. Gene Ontology annotation, biological process: defense response to fungus. Lineage: Eukaryota; Viridiplantae; Streptophyta; Magnoliopsida; Asterales; Asteraceae. Gene Ontology annotation, molecular function: protein binding.